AUGGCUUCUGCGAACCUUGAUUCGGAAGCAGCUUUCUUGGACCGCGCUAGAAAGAUCGGACUGUCUGAGGAAACCCUUACAGGACUCUUGAACAACAGCUUCAACACCUUUGGCCGCCUGGCCUUUGCGGUGUCGGCUACGCCAACGACUCUCACCGACGAGGCAGUGGACAACUGGAUUGAUGGAUUGGGCAUGAGACCGUCUGGUUUUCAGAAAGCCAGCCUCCGUCGGCUCCUUUUCGAAGGAGUGAGCAUGGCGAUUGAAGAGGUUCGUACCCGCAUCGAGCCCGGCGUGGAAGGACAUCCUAAGAAGUUGGCAGCGGCGGAACGCUUGGAUAGGCAGGCUAAACAGGAGAGGUCUCUGGGAGGUUUGGUUUUUACUCCUGAAACCCGGCCAGCCAACUCGUGUGUAGAUCUGUGCAUGGAAAUGCUUGAAACAGGUGUGUUGCAGUAUCACGUUCCAAGCAAGUGGAUUAGUAGGGCGCAGGAAGCACAGUGCUUGAAGAGGGACAGCAGCAUAAACAUUGAUGCCGACAACAACCUGAAGAUUGCAACCAAAUCUGCAGAUCAGACAUGUGACGUUUCAUCAGAGAUGAGGUUGCGCCAGGCUUGGAGCCGCCGCUCCUUAGCCUUCGAUUUGGCGAACCUUGCAAGCUUCAGGGUCAUGGAGGAACAUGUUCAAUUCUUGUUUUCAGUUCUUCAGAGAGCGCAGCCGAAGGGCUUUCAGGGUGUCAUGCUUUCACAAAUCAUUGAGGCAGAUAAGCAGAUGUUCAUUCUUGCAAGCAACAACCUCAUGGGACGUCUAACGGCCUCGCCAGGGGCGGCUCCUGCUUUGGACGCGGAGAUCAGUAGACUGUCUAGGAGCCCUGACAUCAUGCAGUAUUUGGCACCCUUGCAGAACCCUGUAAUCCCACAUGUACCUUGGACCCCUCCCAAGGGAGAUGGCAAAGGCAAGAAGGGAAAGGACAAGGGGAACAAGGGAAAGGUCGCGACAGGUUCAAAGUUAGAUUUGCCGGAGGGCUGUGUGACCAAAGAUGAUGCGAACAAGUCCCUUCCAUUGAGUGCGUCCAUCAGUGGAGGGAGCGACGGGGGCGCAUUGCAAACUGGGGACCUGCUGGUCCCUGAUGCUGAGGGGUGGUCCAAGGCCCGUUUGAAUAAACCAGGCCAAAUCACGAGUGAUGAUCUCUUGACCUUGUUUGAUAUGCUCCCUCAGGGAAAUCUUCAGAAGGGUCAGAGAGAAGUGAAACAGUCCUUCGUAACCGGCUGUUACUCCCAAGGUGGAUUCCGUGGGUUGCGUAAGGAGUGUGCAGAGUUUCCAUACGCAAGUCGUGUCAUGACCCGCUUUGUGCAGGAGCGUCUUCCAGGUCAUGUUUUCUCCACAUGUGGCAUUUUUGCAGACAGUCUCACGCCUUUGCAUCGUGACGGCCGCAAUGCGCAGUGGCCGAAUGCAGUUUUUCGCUUGAGUGAUUUUAAGGAGGGGGGCUUAUGGAUAGAGGGCCCUGGGGACGAUGUUCGAGUCUUCAAUUCUAAAGAGCUGGUUGGAGCGGUUCACGAAAUUGGGGACGAUCCGCUUAUCUUUGACGCUUGGUCUAAAUACCACGAAACUGAACCUUGGACAGGUCGAAGAGUUGUUCUGAUCACUUGGGUUGUGCAGCAACUUGAAAAAUUAGAACCGAAGGAUGUAGAGGCAGCGCACCAAUUGAACUUCGUGCUACCUCCUGAGGUGCCGUUGCCUGUGCAAACGGCGCAGCUGGGAGAACGGCCACCCAUGGUGUUUGAGGUUUUCGCAGGCAAAGGCCUCUUGUCCCGGGCCCUGAUGCAAUGCGGAUUCGCUGUCCACAGUUUCGACCAACAUCAUUGCGAUUCUCAUGUGCCCAUCUCGCAGCUGGAUUUAGCAACAGACUCAGGGCAAGCUUUGUUCUGGGACUUUCUUGAGACACAGCGCCCGUUUGCAAUACAUUUGGGCGCCUCAUGUGGGACGAGCAGCAAGGCCAGAGGCAGACCGUUGUACAAUGGACAGCCGGGACCCCAACCUCUUAGGAGUAGUGAGUUCCCGCUAGGCCUGCCCUCCUUAAAGCCGGGGUCAGUUGAGGCCACUCGUGUAAAGUUGGCAAACCGUUUGUAUGCCUUCACAUAUCGCAUUUUGCGAUAUUGCCUGGAGCACGACAUAGUGGUCAGUCUUGAGAAUCCCGCAAAUAGUUUCCUAUGGGAGGUGUUGCAAGCCUUUGAGCCACAAGGGGUUGCUAACCGUAUCCUUCCCAGACUGCAGUCCAUCAUCUUUGACUUGUGUUGCCAUGGGGGCUUUCGCCCCAAACGCACAAAGUUGCUUGCAACGCCUGGCUGCUUCGAGCCGUUGCGUGCCCUUUGCGAUGGAAAGCACAUGCACAAACCUUGGGGACAAGUUGUUGAGUUUGGCUCCGUUCGGUAUGCCACCAAGGAUGAGGCGGCCUACCCAGCAUUGUUUGCCUCUCGCUUCGCUUCGUGUGUGGAGCGCAGGGCUUUGUCGCUAGGCCUCAACCUGUGUCGUCGCCCAUCCCCUAAGGACCUCUCGCUGGCCAUGUUGGGCCGACAAAACAAGCGUCAUCCGCCGCUGGUUUCCGAAUAUCAGUCUGUGAUUACUAUGCCAGCCGUAGCAUUCAAAUCGCAAAAACACUUGAAGCUCUUGCGCAGCAUCGGGGGUGAGGAGCUUCGAGCUUCCACUGAGCCAAACCCUAACACCCCUUUGGGACGGACCAUCCCAGAGGCCUCGAAGCCUACCAGUAACACCCCUUCGAGAGGGACCAUCUCGGAGGCCAAUACCCCUAGUAGUUCACGGGAUCCAGCUGAGAGGGUUGGUGACCGGGUUAGGGUUGGGGUAUACAGGACUCCUGAACAGUUUGUAGAGGAGGCUAAGAAGGUCAUUCAUCCAGUAGAUUCUUCAAACCCACUUGAGAAAGCCACGUUGUUUGCCUUGAAAGAAAACUUGACUAAAGACCCGAGGCUCAUAGUCUUGAAGCGAAACUUGGCGGUGGCGCGAGUGAAGCAGGAGGUGAAGAGAUGCAGUGAUGCUGAGGCGGAGCUUCACAAGGCCAUGCACCCGGCAGUGGCUAAGGUUAUGAGCGGCAAAUCCAUUUUGGCGUUGGAAUCUUUACUCAAGUCCGAGGGCUAUGACGAUCUUGAAGUCAUCGGUUUCUUAAAAGAAGGGGUAAGGUUGGUCGGAACUUCCCAAUGCCCAGAAUGCUUUGAUCGUAAGUUUGUCCCCGCUUUCUUGACAGAGACGGAGCUCAUGGCCUCAGCGGCCACCAGACGAAAGUCCUUGUUGAGUAAGUUCGAAAAGGUAGACCCGGAGGAGGCACGGAUCUUGAAGGAGGCCACGGAUGAGGAAGUGGCCAUGGGCUUUUUGGAGGGCCCCUACUAUGAUCAGAGCCAGAUUACGAAAUUGCUGGGAACCAACGAUUGGACAGUCAUCAGAAGGUUUGUUUUGCUCCAGGGGGCAGAGCUGAAACCCAGACCCAUAGACAACUGCUUGGAAUCCCAAUUAAACGCGGGCUACAGCUCCAGCAUUCACCUGCGGUUACAAGAUUCGGACUACAUCUCAGCCAUGGCCCUCCACGUAGCGAGGGAAGUGAGCGAAGGCCGAGCGCACAAGGAUGCAUCGGAGUGGAAGGGCAAAACACUUGACCUCAGCAAAGCUUACAAGCAACUUGCUAUCCAUCCGAGUCACCGACCUCUUUCAGUAAUUGCAGUUAGGCAAUCGGACGGAAAGGAUGCCUUAUACAUUUCGAACUCGCUCAUGUUUGGUAGCACUGCAGCGGUUUAUGCCUUUAAUAGGGUUUCCAGGGCCCUGUGGUUUCUCUUGAACAAACUUCUAUGUAUACCAGCUGCCGUCUUCUUCGAUGACUAUCCUUUGAUGUCGCCGGCAGGUAGCGCAGAAAACGCAGACUCCACGGCGAGUGCGUUCUUGGAUGCCCUAGGAUGGCGUCACGCCAAGACGGGCGCAAAAGGACGCCCCUUUGCGUCAGACUUCGACGUCCUUGGUAUGCAUUUGGGUUUAGGUGAUCUUGCUAAGGGUACUGUAGUCUUAGCAAACAAACAGGGCAGGAUAGAGAGGAUUGUUGACCGUCUUCAGGAAAUCAGCUUGAAAGGAGAAAUCCGACGACACGAGGCUCAGGUCAUCCAAGGCCUGUUGCAGUACGCCUCGGGCUUUUACGCAGGCCGAUCGCUGAAGCAUGCGUCGCACAUUCUUGCGAGGAUUGUUGGGGGUCUGCACUUUAGUCCUAGGGACCUUAGUGACUUCUGUAGACACACCGUUUCUUUGCUGAAGCACGAGAACCCUAGAGUCUUGAGCUGUGCGAUGAUAACUGACAUCAUCCAUCUUUGGACCGACGGAUCGUGGGAAGCUGAUGUUGGAGGCAUUGGUCUAGCCGCCCACGAUUGCUUCAGUGGAACAGGCUGGGUCUUCACAGGAAAGGUCCCGUUGCAGUUGCUUGAAUCUUGGAAAGCAGAGGUAGGAGAGCAACUCAUCUGCGAGAUCGAGAUGUUUGCUGUGCUAGCUUCCCUGCUGCAACUGAAUGCUCUUGUGUCGUCUCGCCGCAUAGUGUGGUGGGUUGACAACGAUGCAACCAGAGGUGUCAUGAUCAAGGGCGCCAGCCGCAGUUGGGCCAUGCACACUUUAGCCCGAGUGUUCUCUGAGCUCGACAGAGAAUGGCCAUCCAUGUGGUGGGUUUGCAGAGUCCCAUCCUACUCCAAUCCGGGGGAUGCGCCGUCGGGAGACCAAGGAGAGGAGUCUUUGGUGACGGUCGGAGCAUCUUGUGUGCAACCCUUCUCGAGACUUGAAGAGCUUGUUGGAAGGAUCCAGGCCUUCAACCGAGCGGCUGGUUCCCCAACCAGAACCGAGCAUGCAUCCCGAGGUCAAUCAGGCGGCACAAGUGGUGGAGUUUCCGACAUAGCCUCUGCCUUGACUCAGUGGCUAUCAUGUGUCCAGAAAGGAGUCGAUUCACUGGACUAUUAUGCAUGGUCCCAGGGCAAGCGUCCCGGCCAAGAUCAGGAAUCAGGAGUCUCAUUGGUGUCUUUACCUGAAGUGUCAACGGAGUCCACGUCCACGAACACUCCGUCACAGUUCGUGUUUGUGCAGUGGACAGACCCUGGUAUCCGUGGGCGGAUUGCUGAUUUUGAUCCGAACACAAACCGCUUGAAGUGCAUCGUUCCAGUCGGAAACAAGCGGACACCCAUGAACUUCGUCGAGAAGGGUGCAUCGAUUCUGAUCCCUGCCACAGGUGUGCGUGUACUUCGUGAGCGAAGGACCCAAUCGACACUGCAUCAUUUUCAGGCCAAUCAAGUUCCAGCUGUGCUUCUCCGCAUGAUUGACAUGCUUCGUGCCGCACAGAGCAAACUGAUGGAUGAUAUCGAUCUCGUUAUGGAUGAUGCAGUGUGCUUCGUUUGUGGGCAAUGUGACUCCGUGUCGGAUGGUGUUGGGUCCGAUGUGAGGCUGGCAGAGACCGACCCACCACGGACUAGCCCAUCGGGCCCGUUGGCCCUCUGCCCUGUCUGUUUGCUGCACAGUCACCGCGGUUGUUGUGACAAGGUCUUGGCGGAGUGUCACUCGCGCGUCGAUCAGGGUUCGGCUAGCUGGCCAAGUCCGUCUUCGUCUGACCUUCCUCGAGCGCUUCGCGACACCGGUGUGCAGGGGGGCCUAGACUCUAGACUGCCUAAUGAACCUCUAGAGUGCUAG
Molecule: messenger RNA, 5709 nt
Organism: Symbiodinium sp. CCMP2592
Lineage: Eukaryota; Dinophyceae; Suessiales; Symbiodiniaceae
Source: the annotation of a GenBank genome assembly